Molecule: messenger RNA, 4967 nt
Organism: Hyalella azteca
Lineage: Eukaryota; Metazoa; Arthropoda; Malacostraca; Amphipoda; Hyalellidae
Product: WD repeat-containing protein 20-like
Exons: 3
Molecular function (GO): protein binding
Source: RefSeq, a predicted model, not a curated record
UUUAAAACUUUUAAUGAUGGCGAGCGGCUGAUAGACAAGACAAAGGUUACAUGCGUGCGAUGGGUGCCUGGCUCCGUGAACCAAUUCUUGUGCUCACACCACAGCGGCAACAUGUACCUCUACAAUGAUGAGCUCAUCUGCACCCAAGACCGACCUCACUAUCAGCUCUUCAAAGAGGGUGAAGGCUUCUCCAUCUACACCUGCAAAACCAAGACCACACGCAACCCUCUCUACAGAUGGAGUCUUGGUGACAUGGCUAUCAAUGAAUUUGCCUUCUCUCCAUGUUCCAAAUUCCUGGCUGUUGUGUCUCAGGACGGCUUCCUUAGGAUAUUUAAUUUUGACACCAUGGACUUGAUAGGCAGCUGCCGCAGCUACUAUGGAGGCCUUAUAUGCGUGUGUUGGUCGCCGGAUGGUCGUUAUGUUGUGUGUGGAGGAGAGGACGAUUUACUCACCAUCUGGUCAUUCAGUGAGAGAAGAGUCGUCGCCAGAGGUGCUGGUCAUAAGAGCUGGGUCACAGUAGUAGCUUUUGAUCCAUACACGACCCUCUAUGGUGAGAUGGACGGUGUAGUAAUGCAUAAUGAAGAGUCCUAUAAUCGUAAUAAUUAUAAUAGUACAGAAAGAAGUGGUAAAGUUAGGAACAAACCUCCAAUAAUAAAUUCGCGCCCAAAUUCAGUUGUUUCUGACGGUCUUAAUGCAACUUGCUAUCGCCUAGGGUCUGUGGGUCAGGAUACUUUAUUGUGCCUCUGGGAUCUCAAAGACGAUUACUUAAGGCAGUCCUACUACAGACCUCGCUCUAGCACCGUAGUCAGUAACGUCGGCUCUGAUGGCUGUCCCUCCAACAAUACCAUCGCUCAUUCAUCAUCUUUAUCAGCAAAUUCCACACAAAAUUGUAACAAGAGUAGCAAUCAUGUCAAAGAUGCUAACAACUCCACUGGUCCUCCAUCUGCUCUCUCAUCAAAUUCCCUCACCGCUAAACUAGCGAGUCUUAAUUUCGUGGACCGACGAGGUGGAGACAAAACCUCAGACAAAGACCACAAAAGGAGCAUGAGUUUAGCAGGCCGGAACUCCUCGAGCAACCUACACAAGAAGGACAGCAGGAGCAACAACUGCAGCAGCGCUGCUGAAGGUGACGUGUCAUCGCCGUCGUUUGGCAGCAAGAGCAGCGUAGGCACGUCGCAGUGUCCUCGUAUGGACGAGUGUCCGCUGCUCGAGCCUCUCGUCUCCAAGAAGAUCGGGCACGAGCGCCUAACAGGGCUCGUCUUCCGCGAGGACUGCAUCGUCACAGCCUGCCAGGACGGCUGCAUCCACACCUGGUGUAGGCCAGGCAAGCAGGCUGGCGCUGCUCUUCACUCUAGUCCCAGCCCGUCGUCAGCGGGAAUAUCGCAGCCGCUAGCCGCUGGAGGGACUGUGGUGUAGCGCCACCUCAUCGCCUUUAUCUUCUCCUCGCUGCAACUGAACGAUUUACGGCUCAGCUGUUGCUCUGUUAACCUGGCCACGAGCGUUGAAAACUCAUGCGCCCCUGUUUCGUGGAGAAGUUGGUGCACAAGUCUCAGUGCAUUAGUCAAACAUCUUUGAUACCAUCCCCACCACGCCUGAAGAACUCUUCGAUGAGUUGAGAUCUAAGAAGCGUUCCUUCCCUCCCGCGAGUCGCCGUCACUCACGUCUGUGUUGUUGAAGGAGCGAUCGUAGAGUUAGAUGAGCUAUGUGAUUAUUUUUGCAUGAUUUAUCCUUAUAUGCUAGACGAGCUGGUCGUGUCUCGCCUUCUGUAUGCUCCAAAUGAAGCUCAUGCCACUAGAGGCCAUGCAAACAGUUAUCUAAUUUAUAUCUUAACUUAUAUAUCCAAACAAGUCAAACCAAAAUCUAUGUAACUACAUUCUAUGUAUAAAGUAUAUAUAAAUGUUAAUGAAUAAAUUUAGUAAAGUGCAUAUGUAUAGUCCUCCUGACUACCUACGCGUGAGGGUAGGAACAUACCAAACUGCUUUAUUAUUGAGUGAUUACGCGCAUAUUUUGUACAUUGUUAGUGAUCGGUCCUGCUGCAAUAGGUUGAAUUUGGAGUAACUUGUGCUGUAGUCCUGUUUAUUGGCACAGAUUUGUGAAGAUACCUACUGUGGGCAACGGUGCUUUUAUUGUCGGUGAAUGAAUUCUGGUUGCUUCUACUAUGUUGCUAUUUUCUGGUGUUGCGGAUGAUCAAUUUCUUCAGUUGUUUAUGCGUGUCCAAGACUUCGUGAAGAUGUAAUAAGUAAUCCUAUCUAAUGCCUUCCUCUUUGGCGAGUCAGCCACGCUCACCCAGGCCAGGUUGGACCCGGAGUUCCAUUACAGUCAAAUGUGGAAGUCCGUGUGCAUCGCGAUCAUCAAGGUUUGCGCGAAGAGUUUAUUUCGGCCACGGUGCCACCAAUAAGUGAGUGGUUAAAGGCGGUGACGUCCGUCCGCUCCUGUGACGUAACUUUCCUUGAAUAAAUUAUCUCUGUUCUUGGCGCGAUGAUUUUCUGUUUGAUGGGGUUUCUACAAAGGCAAUUUAACUCCGCAGAUUAGAAAUUAUUAAUUUAUUUAGUUGUGUGGACAAUCUCGCUGCGUUUCAGUCUCGCCUUGUGCUCGCUAUACCUACGACUUUCUAACUGCGUUAUGUUGACUCUUUCAGCAGAUGAAGCUUAAACUGGGCCGUAAAUUAAAGAUGAACUGAGGACAUCUGCCCUCCAUUCCACACGCCGCUUUCUGGCCCCAUGAGUCUUGAGCGUCAGUUUCUUUAAUGCUUACAAGCCUCCACAGAUUUUAAUUGCCCGCACUGCAGCGGUGUACGCGAGCGUCGUGCGCUGUCCACCGCCAGGCAUAAUGCGACGAGCCUGCGAUCUCCAGGUGCCACAUUGUCCCAUUCAAAAUAUCUUAUUUUACAUAUUUUCAAUAAAGAAUCGGGCAUUUUUAUUAGAAUUUUCAAAUCAUUUCACUUAGAAACUAAACACAUUUGUCAUGUUCCUAUGUUAACUAUGAACUUGUUUUCUGAUUUAGACAUGGCACUCGAAGCUUUAAGACCGAAUUCCGCUGUAUCUCUUGCUUCCAUCACUGCAGUCAUUGUGCGUACGGUUGCUGUACAAGUGCGGUGUUCUGUACAUGGUUGCAUUCAUUUUAUCUCUUUCUAACAUUCCUUCCAUUCCUCCUUCUUUGAAGAUGUUGCUGGUCUUUAGAAUUGAUUCCGAUGUUUUUAUUAUUUUAAUUGUAACGGUUGAGUUCCUGUUUAUGGUUUAUUUUACUAAUGUCAAUUUUUUCUUUUGUUCUUUUCCUCCUCAAGUCGUUACGUAAUAUGUUUUAGUACUUUCCAAAUGAACCUCUACUAACUUGAGUAAAGGGCCAUGAACCUUUUCGUAAACUUGAUUAUUUGCUUUUCGGAAUAUUCGUGUCAGAUUUGAUUAUCCCUGCAGCGAGGGUCUGACGCAUUUAUCCCGAGAGCCGAGAGAAGGCCAGGCUUUGAAGUGAUGUAAUGGCGUGGAAGUAAAUGUGCAGAGUCUGUGCAGUAACGUGUUGCAUGAAUUGUCUUCACCUGCUUCCAUACAACUGCUUCAGAUUUUUUGCAGGCUGAAAUUUAUCCUGGACACAUGUUGCUGGUGGAGCGGUUAAGUAAUGCAUCAAGUUUUAAAAAAUCCUUCCGGAAAAUGAUGUAGUUGACCGUCAAGCUACUUGCCGCGCGCUGUACGAGCGGCUGUGCUUUCUCUGUUUCUAUUUGUUUUAUUAAAUGUCUCAUGGGCGCUUGCGAUAGCUACACAGGAAGAAAAGUUGGCACUAGGCUUUUGCACCAAUGAAAAGCAUUAUAAAAUGUUUUUGCGUGGGCAUGUAUAUUUGAUGCGUUUAACGCCUUACAAGUUUCACUGAAUUAGAGGAAGUAAAUUUAUGCAACGUUCCAAGAAUGUUACGUGUUCGUUUACGUUUUUGUACAGCUCUGUCUACCGCAUGUAGCGUGCUUUGUUCAUCCCUUGUUUUACCCAAGUUAACUUAGAUUUGGCCGUUAGCAGUUUGUCGCCAGCAUUUGGUUUUGUUCAACUGGAGCUUUGUUGAUUACUGUGUCGUGUUGUCACUGUUGGGCGAGUGGCCCGUGCCAUAUCAGCGAGACGUCAGCAUAACUGUCAGCAGGUCUGCGCGCUGUGUGUUGUUUUGUACUUGUCUUGUGUUGCUGUUCCUGGUUGGCUGGUGACAUCUCCCAUGUGCUAGAGUGUAAUUCUUCCUUCCUUAAUUUGCCCCCUAUUUCUGAUUGUUAUUGGCGCCCUUGCAAUACCCUCUCGCUGUUAUCAACUUGUUUUCGUUAGAUCGUGUAGUUUUCGUUCUGACUGUCAUAAGAAUUUCCCAUCUUUAAUACUCUUCUUCUGGCCAUCCGUCGCAGUUGCUCUUAAGAAAUUUGUUUGCCAAAACGAUACGUGGUGAGACUGCGUUUUUAGAGAGAAUAUGUUUUGAGACCGCUCCCUUGGAGGGAAUUUCUUCUUUGAGACCGCGCCCUUGGAGGGAAUUUUGUUCUUUGAGACCGCUCCCUUGGAGGGAAUUUCUUCUUCGAGACCGCGCCCUUGGAGCGAAUUUCUUUUUUGAGACCGCGCCCUUGGAGCGAAUUUCUUCUUUGAGACCGCGCCCUUGGACGAAAUGAUGUGUUAUGAGUCCGCGCCCACGGGUUCUUUGUUACUCCCAGCGCGUCUCACGCAGUGAGUGUGGCCUGGUACGUUGACCUCAUGUCAUCUUGCCAGGCCUGGUACGUAAACUCGUAUCACACGGCCGCAGGUCUUGACCUCGUGUUCAGUUAACCUCGUGUCUGUGGGAACCACGCUUUGUGGAUCGCAAUUAACAUUUUGCGUGCAACUAUUACUCCGUGUCUUACUUUUUGGUAGUAGGCGCCGGUCGUCGGUGCAAGAUGAUCGUUUGAUCUAGUAGAGGGAUAUCAUGCUUAUCGUAAAAAAUUAUUUAUUUUAUUUUAUCGUUUAUUUCUUUUAUAUCAU